UCAAUGUCAACCAACGUCAUAACUUCGCAAGUGCAAACUUAACAAAUUGUAGUUUUUUCGUUGUAAAUGCAAUAAAUUUCAUUUCUUUUGCAAUAUAAUUAUAUUAUAAAAGUUGCUCAUUGAUAUCUACAAAAUGAAAACGAGAUUCAAUACAUACGACAUAAUAUGUAUGGUAACAGAAUUACAGAGGUUGAUUGGCAUGAGGGUCAAUCAGGUGUAUGAUAUAGACAACCGGACUUAUGUGAUCCGAUUACAAAGGUCAGAGGAGAAGGCUGUGUUGCUCCUCGAGUCAGGGAACAGGUUCCACACCACACAGUUUGAGUGGCCCAAGAAUGUGGCUCCUUCAGGGUUUACUAUGAAGCUACGUAAACACCUCAAGAACAAGCGUCUGGAGCACCUGACACAGCUGGGUGUGGACCGUAUAGUGGACCUUCAAUUCGGCAGCGGGGAGGCAGCAUACCAUGUGAUACUAGAGUUAUAUGAUCGUGGUAACAUUGUGUUAACAGAUUACGAGUGGACUAUAUUGAAUGUGCUGAGGCCGCAUGUGGAAGGUGAUAAGAUAAGGUUUGCAGUAAAAGAGAAAUAUCCACUGGACAGAGCGAAAACAAAUUAUCAAGCACCAAACAGUGAGACCUUGAAGGAAAUACUGUCUCGGAGCAGGCCUGGUGAUAACCUGAAGAAAGUGCUCAACCCUAAUCUGGAAUUUGGUGCUGCAAUAAUUGACCACGUCCUCUCAGAGAAUGGUCUAACGGGCAAUAUGAAGAUCAGCAAUGACCCCAACAAGGGAUUCUUUAUUGAGAGGGAUUUGGAGAAAUUAACUACGGCCUUGAAGCAAGCUGAACAGCUGCUUGACGCCGCUAAGGAUAAUGUGGCUAAGGGCUACAUAAUCCAGAAGCGUGAGGAGCGCCCCGACCCCUCGGGCGGAGCGCCCACCUUCCUCCUCACGAACCAGGAGUUCCACCCGCUGCUGUACGCCCAGCACCGCCAGCUGCCCCACACGGAGUACGAGACCUUUGAUAGAGCGGUCGAUGAGUUCUUCUCAGCUUUGGAGGGGCAGAAGAUCGACUUGAAGACGAUUCAAGUAGAACGCGAAGCCAUGAAGAAGCUUCAGAACGUGCGCAAAGACCACGAGAAGAGAGUGACGGAGUUGGAGCAGGUUCAGCAUCAGGACAGGCUGAAGGCGGAGAUGAUAGCCCGCAACGAGCCGCUCAUUGAACAGGCUCGGAUGGCCGUGCAAGCGGCUAUAGCUAAUCAGAUGUCCUGGGACGACAUCAAGCUCCUAAUAAAGACCGCUCAGGACAACCAAGACCCCGUCGCCUCUUGCAUCAAGGACUUGAAGCUGAACACCAAUCACGUGACGUUGCUGCUGACUGACCCCUACACCGGGGGGGAAGACGAGGCCGGGGGGGAAGACAGGCUGCAGCCGAUGCUCGUUGACAUUGAUUUGUCUUUGACGGCCUUCGCGAAUGCUAGAAGAUAUUACGACCAGAAACGCAACGCGGCCAAGAAGCAGCAGAAGACGCUCGAAUCAGCUGAUAAAGCGCUCAAGAGCGCCGAACGCAAGACCAAGCAGACCCUCAAGGAAGCCAGCACAAUUAGCAGCAUCAGCAAGGCGCGCCGCACGUACUGGUUCGAGAAGUUCUACUGGUUCAUAUCCACUGAUAACUACUUGGUCAUAGGCGGCCGGGACCAGCAACAAAACGAAUUGCUGGUGAAACGCUAUAUGCGCUCCACGGACGUGUAUGUCCACGCCGAGGUGACGGGCGCUUCUUCUGUCAUCAUCAAGAACGUCGGCGCCGGUCCGGUCCCCCCCAGGACCCUGGCCGAGGCUGGUGUGGCCGCCGUGGCUUACAGCGUCUCGUGGGAGGCGAAGGUGGUGACCCGCGCGUGGUGGGUGUGGGGCCAGCAGGUGUCGAAGUCGGCGCCCACCGGGGAGUACCUCGCCACCGGCUCCUUCAUGGUCCGCGGCCGCAAGAACUACCUGCUGCCUGACCAGCUGGUGUUCGGGUUCGGUCUCAUGUUCAGGUUGGAAGACAGCUGUAUCGAGCGCCAUCUUGGGGAACGCAAGGCUCCUCUACCAGAGGACGCUGCCUCCGAGGUCACCUCCGCGGAAGACCAAGAGAUUCUCGUCUCAGAUGACGAUGAAACCUCUGAUAAAGAAGACGACUUAAACUCUGAAAAUCAAUUGAAAACUAUCGCAGAAGAAACUACGCAGUUAGAGAUUUCAGACAAACCGCCAGAGGGCGACACCGAGAACGUAAAAGAUGGAGAAGAGAGUGAGAAACAUGAAAAGGAGAAUGAGAAACGUGAGAAAGAUAGUGAGAAACAUGACAACGAUGAUGAGAAACAGCAAGAGAAUGAGAUAGAAGAUGGGUCUGAAAGUGACAGCAGUUCGGGAGAUGACUUCCCCGAUACACAUAUCAAGGUAGACCACGGCACCGGGCAGGUCAUGAUGGAGUCCAAGGCGAGAACGAUAUCAGAAACAUCAGACAGAAGCGAGGACAAACUUCCGUCCUUUCCGUCUCUACCCAAAAGAGGCGGGAAGAAGCCGCUGAAGAACAGCAAAGAGCAGAAGAAACAAGAAGAGAAGAAGGAAGGCAUGAAGCGGGGCCAGCGCGGGAAACUCAAGAAGAUCAGGGAGAAGUACCACGACCAGGACGAAGAGGACAAGGCCAUAGCCCUCGAGUUGCUGAAGGCAUCAAAUAUAGCGAAAGAAUCAAAGAAAGCCCAGAAGAAAGCGGCGGCGGCCAAAGCCGGGGGUCGCGGGAAAGGAAACCAAAAGGCCAAGAUACCACAACCGGCGCCGAUGAUACUGGAGGUGGAUUCUGAUGCAGACGAGCCCGAGCCAGAGGCCGACCAAUCAGAGGCCGGCGCGUGCGCAGCGGACGGCGUGGGCGCGCUGCUCGACCAACUGACGGGCUGCCCGCUGCCCGACGACGAGCUGUUGUUCGCCGUGCCCGUCCUGGCGCCGUACACAGCGCUCACCAACUACAAGUACAAAGUGAAGCUGACUCCGGGCACCAGCAAGCGCGGCAAGGCGGCGCGCACCGCGCUUCAGGUGUUCCUGCGGGAGAAGGCCGCCACGCCGCGGGAGAGGGACCUCCUGAAGGCCGUCCGCGAGGAGAACGUGGCCAGGAACUUCCCCGGAAGAGUUAAACUGUCUGCGCCGCAGCUACAUAAGAAUAAGAAGUAAAAAUAUAGAGAUACAAGUGUUCAGCCCGGGUGAGAAGACAUACUCUAGGAGUGGUCCUUUAAAGUUCAUCUCGUACAUACAUCCAUCUCAGUUUGGUCCAAAGGUUCGACUGGCAUUGUCAUGAGGAAAUAAAAAUAAAGAGAUUUCCAGGGGAAGGCUCUACUGUUAUAUGAGAAUAGGAAGUAUAAUAAUAACGCUACAAGUGUUCCUCGAUAGAGAACCGUUUUGGCGAAAGACCUAUAAAAAGGCCGCCCGUUUUCCGGGUAAAAAUUUCACAAUUACAGAAGCUUAAUAUCGCCGGGAGAGACCUUCUGAAGAUCGUCGCCAGGAAUUCUCUUAGUAAUGUCAAACUGUUCUCGAACAUAGCUACAUAAUAAUAAGAAGUAAAAUAUGCAGGGCUAAAAGUGAUCUUUCGCGAGACUAAAACUGUGACCGUAUUUUUAUGUGUUAUAACAUUAAACUAUAGUUAACGAUAGUAAAUACGAAAAUCAUCUAAUGCAAUAACACGUAUUUCCAUUAAGACAAAUAUCAUAAUAAUUCGAACUUUUGUUGUCGAAUGUUACAAAUAAUAAUAAACCUACCACAAAUUCAUAAAAGGCAAAAAAAAAUCAUAAUAACUACCUUUUUCUCUUCAUAGAAAAAUUAAAGAAAGAAAUGUAUGUAGAGGACUGUUUACUAUUUAAUAAUAGUAAUUAUCAAUCACACAAAUAACAUAAAUCGCACGAUCGAAAGUUUAAUAUUCUGAAUGAUCGCUCUAAAUAUGUAUGUCAUUACAUGUAAAAAAGUUGGUUUCUUAUGCGUGUUCCUAAUCGUUCUAUCAGCCUUGAAAUUUCGAGACCAAGUCUACUAAACAACUUUAAAAAUAGAUAUCUUCAUAGUACAUAUUAUAAUAUACCAACUUCGCUCCAUAGUUUCAUAAGAAUAAAUUAAAUAUAUCAAGUAAACUAUUAAAUUAUCCAGUGCAUGUUCAAUAAUAAGUCUACCGAAUGUUCAUAAUAAUUUAUAUCUAAAACUGUUUAUUACUUUGUGUUCAUAUUAUGAUGAAGUGAUAUUAUUGUUAUCA
Amyelois transitella is the source of this 4256-nucleotide messenger RNA. RefSeq names its product ribosome quality control complex subunit NEMF homolog (gene Clbn). The transcript is spliced from 18 exons. The record is from RefSeq and is a predicted model, not a curated record. NCBI's taxonomy places the organism in Eukaryota, Metazoa, Arthropoda, Insecta, Lepidoptera, Pyralidae. Gene Ontology annotation, biological process: rescue of stalled cytosolic ribosome; ribosome-associated ubiquitin-dependent protein catabolic process. The coding region runs from base 134 to 3193 and encodes 1019 amino acids. Gene Ontology annotation, molecular function: tRNA binding; ribosomal large subunit binding. Gene Ontology annotation, cellular component: RQC complex.